Pongo pygmaeus (Bornean orangutan) is the source of this 4440-nucleotide messenger RNA. RefSeq names its product GrpE like 2, mitochondrial (gene GRPEL2). Gene Ontology annotation, biological process: protein folding; protein import into mitochondrial matrix. Gene Ontology annotation, cellular component: PAM complex, Tim23 associated import motor. Bases 539 to 1216 code for a protein of 225 amino acids. NCBI's taxonomy places the organism in Eukaryota, Metazoa, Chordata, Mammalia, Primates, Hominidae. The transcript has 4 exons. The record is from RefSeq and is a predicted model, not a curated record. Gene Ontology annotation, molecular function: protein homodimerization activity; adenyl-nucleotide exchange factor activity; protein-folding chaperone binding.
UUUCAGUCCCUUACAUGCAAUACUCUUCUCUCUUUAUUAGGCUUCUGCAGAUGUUUCCCUCUGCCUGAACCCUUUCCUCAGCUCAGCUCAAAUACCCCCUUCCUCUGGGAAAACUUCCCACACGGCUAGAUUUCUAUUCUAGGCUUCCGCAACACCUGCCCCUCACCUUUAAACACCGCUCAUAUUCUGACUUUACAUCCCGCUUGUAUCUGUUUAUCGCUCAUAACAUCAAGUAAGCUCCAUGCGGGCACAGCUAUGAUCUGCUUUGUUUGCUGCCGACCCUGCGCCCAGCACGGAGACUCCGUAGUCACUACUAGGACCUCGCCUACCCGCGGAACACACUGAGAGCCGGAAGUGUUGCGUUCGCUCCGGACGACCGGAUGGGGAACUGCGCGGCCCACCGGGCAACCGGAAGCAUAGCGUUCCUGUCCGGAAGUCCUGAAAGGGAAACGCCCGCAAAGGCUGGUUUUUAAGCGGGAGCGUCUCUUCACUCGCAGCAAGUGCGCGUGCGCUGCCUCUCUCAUCCCAAAUCGGGAACAUGGCCGUAAGGUCGCUGUGGGCCUGCCGGCUGCGGGUGCAGCGCCUACUGGCCUGGAGUGCCGCGUGGGAGAGCAAGGGAUGGCCGCUUCCAUUCAGCACUGCCACCCAGAGAACUGCUGGUGAGGACUGCCGUUCUGAGGACCCUCCUGAUGAGCUUGGGCCCCCUCUUGCUGAACGAGCCUUAAGGGUAAAAGCUGUCAAACUGGAGAAAGAAGUCCAGGAUUUAACAGUGAGAUACCAGAGAGCUGUAGCUGAUUGUGAAAACAUAAGGAGGCGAACCCAGAGAUGUGUGGAAGACGCCAAGAUAUUUGGAAUCCAGAGUUUCUGUAAGGACUUGGUGGAAGUGGCUGACAUUUUGGAGAAGACUACAGAGUGCAUUUCUGAAGAAUCAGAGCCUGAGGACCAAAAGCUCACUCUGGAGAAGGUCUUCCGAGGGUUGUUGCUUUUAGAAGCAAAGCUGAAAAGUGUAUUUGCCAAGCAUGGUCUGGAGAAGCUGACACCCAUUGGUGACAAAUAUGACCCCCAUGAGCAUGAACUCAUCUGUCAUGUGCCAGCUGGUGUUGGGGUGCAGCCUGGCACUGUGGCAUUAGUAAGACAAGAUGGCUACAAACUUCAUGGCCGCACCAUUAGGCUUGCCCGAGUGGAAGUGGCAGUGGAGUCUCAGAGAAGACUGUGAAGAGGCCAUCAGGAACUGGAUGUUCUCCCAGAGCACAGUCACCUAUGUUUCUUUUAUUUAUUAAACUAGGUUUGUAUUGUACAUGAGGUACUUCAUGUGAUAUGUUUUGGAUUUAGUCAUAUUGGCUUUAUUUCUAAGAUAUUCUAUUGAUUUAAUGUGACCUGUUUGGUCUCAUCAGAAGUCUUACCAUUGGGCAUUUGAACAGUGUGACAGGUGUUCCAAUGGCCUUUAUCAAAACAUGUUUAGGAAAAUUGGUACUGUGAUAAAUUUGAAUCCAAAAUCCUUUUAACUAUGGGUUUUCAACUACAUGUUUCUUCCUAGUGGUCCCUAUAGCAGGAAUUGUGUAGUAUCUUGUAUUUUGUGGAAAAAGGAGAUGGUAGAGAUUGGUUCAACAUUUGGGUACUUAGAGGAUAAAGCUUCAUGGUUGUAUAAAUUUAGAUCAUUUGAUUGAUUUUUAUACACAUAGAUUUUCAGGACUUUACCUUUUGUUUUGUUUUUUUCCUUUUAGCCAUCUUUUGUUCUUGUAAUCCCAACUAGAUAGGCUUUAUGCUCACAUCAUUGUCCCAUACCACCCCUUUCUCAUCCCCAUUUGCAGGGGUUAGAGGUCUAGAUGAGACUUGGAAGGCAGGGAGCAUCGAAAUUUGAGAUACCCAGGACCCUUUCAAGCAAGAAUGGCCAAAAAGCCUUGUGCUGUCUUUGCUCUUCAAAUUAUUUUCAGCCUCCCUGUCAUAUAAUCAUUUCAGGCAAACUGAGGCAGCACUAACAGCUAAUGACCCAGAUGGCUCUAUUUGGGUAAUUUACCUACAACUUAUUCCACCAGCCUUUACUCCUCUGCCCCUUUGCCAAUUUUACCUUAUAAUCCUUUAUUAAAUGAUGGGAGGUGGUGAUCAGGACAAAAGUGUUAGGUUCCCAUGAUUUCUCAUUUCAUUUAUUAAUAGUUAUGCUGAAUUUUUUUUUAAGUUUCCUCCGGCUCUAUUUAUGGUAUUUUUUCUGAUAAGAACACUUAACAUAAGUAUUCUCUCCUCUUAGCAAUUUUUUUUUUCCUGUGUUGCCCAGGCUGACCUCCAACUCCUGGGCCCAAGCAAUCCUGCCUCAGCCUGCCAAGUAGCUAGGACUACAGGUGUUCACCACUGCACCCGCAAAUUUUUUUUUUUUUUUUUUAAGUUGGUACUCACAAAUCACUACCUCUGUUAUAUUGACAAGCUUUAUUUCCUGUUCUUUGUAUCUGUUAAGUCACAUUUGUGUAAACAUUGAGCUCACCUUUUAUAUAUUAGCCUCUAGAAUUAAUGGGCCUGUGUGGUUUUUUUCAGUCUUAUAGCUGGUAUUCUGUAAAAGAUUUGUCCAAUAAAUGACUUAAUGAAUGAUACAUCAGUCAGAUUUUAGGAAGGCAGUCAGUUAUGGAUAUUUUAAUGUUGGAAGAGGCCUUAAUGAUCAAAUCUCACCCUUUCUGCUUCUGAAGUAUGAAAAUCUAGUCUUUUUAGGACCGGACACGAGGAAAAUAAUCUCUAAACUAUUGACUAAAUUCCAGUGAGAAUAUGAAUGAAGAACAACUAGAUAUUAAUGUUAAUCAUUUAAGAUUAAUGGGCAUGCAAUUAAGUCUCCAGCAGACAAUCAGAUGUUGUUGGAUGUCUAGAUUAUAUAGGUUUAGGUUGAAGUUAUAAAAUAAAUCCAUUUUCCACUGGAACUCUCUGACAUUCAGUGGAGUGGUGGAAAGUUAUCCUCUUAUACAUUAGGAUAAUUCUAAGACAGCACACAAACUUAUCAAUAAAGCCAUCUCCUUGUGGGUCCUACCAUGUUCAUCAGAUUUAGACCCUUAAAAAACAAGUAAAUAUGCACUUUUAAAAUGCAAUCAAAAGACUGGUGGUUAAGCUUGUAAAACCAGAACAUCUUUUGGCAUUCCGCUAAGUGUAUAUUGUAAAUUUAAUGAACAAUCAAGGUUCACAAUAGGAAGUUGUCUUUUUUUGCCUUCCAUUCUAUGAGAUUGACAGAUGGUGACAAUAAGAAAAUGAGCUGAUUGUAAUUACUCUCUGUAUGUUUUUUUAUUGCUAGCUAUCAUCACCAGUUAGAAUUAACAUUAAUUACAAUUAACAAUAAUUUUAGGUAUGGAAUGUUAUGAUUACCUAAAGAGAUGUCUCUACCUAACGAGCUCAAGUGAUCCUCCCACCUCAGCCUACCAAGUAGCCAGGACUACAGGCAAGUGCACCACCAUGCCUGGCUAGUUGUUUCUUUUUUUUCUUUUUUUUUUGGUUGGUGGUUUGUUUUUUACAGGCGGGGUCUCACUAUAUUGCCCAGUCUAGAAGAAUUUUCUAAUGCUCUAUUACAUCUCCCAUUUUGGCAAGUAAAUUGAGAAUAAUUUUAGGUUCUUUUGUUAUUCAGUAGUUUUGCAGACUUAAAAGUGUAAAUUUAGAAUUAGAAGAUGAAGCUAUAGUAGUAAGAAUCUCAAGUUGAAGGGCUUUGGGGAGCCAAAGCAGCAUAUUAGAGCAUAGGCUUGAACUUAAAUCCCAGCUCAGUCACCUGCAUGACUUUAGGCACCAGUGAUUUCACCCUUCUGAGCCUGUUUCUUUAUUCGUAAAAUGAUUAUAAUAGUUCUUUCACAGCAUUGUGAGGAUUAAGUGAAAUGUGUUAAAUGCCUACUACAGUAGGUGCUCAGCUAUUUAUUUUUAUUUUUUUAUUAUGCACAUUGUUUUUCCUGCCUUUUUAUGGCUGUCUAAAGUCUAGGGAAAAGGGAAGACUGGUUAAUGAUGAGUAGAAAAAACUUGUAAGCUAAUCAUUCACUGACUUAUUUUCCUUCCAUUUUCUGGUUUUUAAAAUUAGCCACACCACAAGAAACCCACAUUUUUAGAUGGAAAGAGCAAGAAAAUUGUGUCAGUGCUCUUAGUUAUUUUCAUCUUAAUGGUAUAGUGAAAAGACAUUGGCUUGAGGUGAUACUAAGGAAGCUUUGGCUCACUCUCACUUGAAGAGGGGAUCUUGGUGUUUUAGUACUUGGAUUGUACAAAUGUUUUACUGACUUUUACUGCUGUAAAGGAAUCAGGCAGUUGGGUAUUGAUAUGUUAUUUGGUGCUCUCAUUCAUGGCAAAGGAUUUGAUAAAUAAAAGUUCUUAAAACACUAAAGCAAAAUCAAAUGAGCAAAACUAAGGAUGAAAUGUAAUAUUCAUCAGAACAAGGGUCACUGAGAAAAAAUAUUCAGAAACAACUUUAAUAAAACCUGAAUUGAAAUAACUGCA